Messenger RNA from Bicyclus anynana (squinting bush brown), 4777 nucleotides. RefSeq names its product rabankyrin-5. Gene Ontology annotation, molecular function: metal ion binding; protein binding. The record is from RefSeq and is a predicted model, not a curated record. NCBI's taxonomy places the organism in Eukaryota, Metazoa, Arthropoda, Insecta, Lepidoptera, Nymphalidae. Bases 156 to 3722 code for a protein of 1188 amino acids. Gene Ontology annotation, cellular component: cytoplasm. The transcript is spliced from 21 exons.
AAUUGUCAUUGUCAAAUAUUAUCAAUUUGUGAAAUUGUCAAUAUCUUCGUUUAUUUGUCCGCUGAUCAAUCAAUUUAUUUUUAUUUUCGUUUGAUAAACACAAAAAAAACACCAAAUAUUCAUCACGGGACUGUGUAAAUUGGUUGAGCUACGUCAUGGCGUCGAGCGAGGUGACAAAGCUUCAGCAGCAUUUGACGCUUCUGAAGGAAGAAUACAGCAAGCUGCAGAGCCACUGCGCGGAAGUGGAGCGGAAGUAUAUGCUCGCGGCGGCGUCGGCUGGUGACUUGAGUGAAACCAGUUUUGUCGCUCGACUUCUGAUGACGGUGUCCACUCUGUACGGGAGGGACACUUACUCCGAUAUCGUAGUCAAACUGCAGAACAAGUCUGUUCCUGGCCACAAGUUUGUGCUUAAUGCCCGCUCUGAUGACUGGAAUGAAGAGGCUCUAAAGAAUCUUACAGAACUAGACUGGUCAACUCUCCCAGAUGAUGUGGGUGCAGCUCUACUCAAAUGGUUAUAUACUGAUGUGGUGGAUCUGUCCAGGGGAGAUUCAUUUGCUCUCCAACUUAUGAAAUCUGCAGCCAAUUUUAAACUUUACGGUUUAGUUGGGAAAUGUGAACAGGCUCUUAUAGCUUCAGUUGGUGUGAGGAGUUGCGUUAAGUUCUACUCUGCGGCUGAUGAGAUUGGGGCGUUAGCUUUAAAAGAGCACUGUUCAGGACUGAUAUCAGCUCACUGGGAUGAUUUAACAGGGGAGGACUUCGCGCACAUGUCAUCAGCUCUACUGUACCGCAUGCUGAAGAGCAAGACGCCGCAGCCGCUGCACGGCGCCGUCAGGCUGCUGCGCGAGGACGUCGUGUUCCUCUGCCUCGUCGAGAACCAUGCCAAUCUGACAGACAUUGUAAAUGCGAUGUCAUCGCGAGGCGAGCUACCACUGGAGCUUGCGUUGCGUGGCCGCAGUGCGUCCAUCGCGACCACCCUCCUGCAGCAUUCAGCGGACGCGGACGCGCGUGGACCACGCGGCAGAACGUUGUUGCAUAGAGCAGUAGACGCUAGAGAUGCAUUCUCGGCGAAGUUCUUGGUCGAAAACGGCGCAGACCCAAGUCUGACAACCAAGGAAGAAGGAGACACGGUGCUACAUCUGAUAGCGGCACUCACAACAAGUUCCUGUGACGUGCACACAAUGGAACAAAUGGUGGAGAUAGCGGAAGCUGCUGUGAAAAAGGGUGCAGACCUCAACUUACAAAAUAGAAAGGGAUACACACCUCUUCACCAAGCGGUAAUAGCAAGGAACCAAAGAAUAUUCGACCUAUUACUAAAACAGCCUAACUUAGACACUAAUUUACGGACUUUGUCAGAUGAACACCCACCAUUAUACUACGCACUGGUCGAUGACAGGCGAGCAUCGAUAUCGUCUAGCGAGACAUUAGUAAUGAAUGGGUCCAAUCCGUUUGACACCCCUGUCACGAACAAAAACGCCUUCACCGAAGACCCGGUGGAGGGUAAAUCGGAGAACAUUGUGGAGAGAGGUUUCGCAGCCAAGUUAUUGGAGAAGGGCUGCCAACCGAAUCCGUUGUAUUCAGGGUCGGGUGAUAGUCUCCUGCAUAUAUUGGCUCAAGGAUGGUUUGAGGAUUCGGCAGUAUUUUUGUCGUCCCACUUGAACGGAGAGUUGAACCAUAGCAACGAGGCGGGGGUGACGGCGCUGCACGCGGCGUGUGCGAACGGACUGACGCGGUUGACUGCGGCGCUGCUGGAUCACGGCGCCAGGCCCAACAUGCAGACAGCGUAUGGUGAACACGAGGACACUGUGUACAGACAAACUCCUCUUCAUUUAGCAGUAUUAAAUAACCACGAAGGAGCAGUAAUGGCCAUAAUCGAACAUAAAAAAUCAGUCGAUAAGGGUAUCAUGCCGCCCUCAGACCGCUUUAAUGUCAGCUUACUACCAAAUUUGAAUUUGAAGAACUCUGAAGGGGACACGCCCGUCAGUUUAGCGCUUACCGAAGGUCACAAGCACCUAGUGGCACCGCUAAUCGAAGGCGGGGCAGACCCCAACGUUCGAAACGGGAAGGGGUUCACGUUGUUGCAUCAGUCCAUCGUCGAAGAAGACUCUAGAACCGCCAUUUUCCUAUUGGAUCAUGGCGCUGAUAUGAAUGCACUAUGUUGGUUAAAUAGGACUGACGCGGGCGAAACUCCACUGCAACUUGCGAUACAUUGCCGCCUGGGCCUGGUAGUAGAAGCUCUGUGUGUGCGCGGUGUGGACAUGGGACGUCUAGACGCUAACGGAGUGCCUCCGCUGUGGGCUGCGUUGGAUUCCGGACAGGAGGAGGUUGCCAGUAUCCUGGUCCGUAAUGGCGCUGAUGCCGACUGCUGGGGUCCAGGCCCCGAUGGGUGUUUACAAAACUUACUGCACAAGGCAAUAGACGAGAACAAAGAGUCCCUUGCUACCUUCCUAAUCCGGUCGGGCUGCGACGUGGAGAGUCCCCGACGGCCGGGCUCCAACGGCGAAGGGGCUGACGUGGCGGCCGACAAACAGUCGCCACUGCAUCUAUGCUGUACGUGGGGACUCACUGAAGUCAUACAAACAUUACUGGAGCACGGGGCGAACAUCAACUCAAAGGACGCGGAAGGCAAGACUCCGCUGCACAUCGCAAUAGAGAACCAGCACUCCGCCAUCAUAUCGCUGCUGCUGUCGCAGCCGGGCAUAGACCUGUCCGCCAGAGACAACCGCGGCGUCACGCCCUUCGCCGCCGCGCUCACCGCCAGGAACAACAAGGCCGCGCAGGCGAUACUCGAGAAGAAUCCCUCUGCGGCUGAGCAGGUAGAUAAGAAAGGUCGCAACUUCUUGCACGUGGCCAUCCAGACGUGCGACAUGGAGAGCGUGAUGUUCCUGCUGUCGGUGGAGGUGGACGUGAACUCGCGCGUGCAGGACGCCACGCUGGCGCCGCCGCUGCACCUGGCGGCCGCCGUGGGCAACGAGGUGCUGCUGCGGAGCCUGCUGCUGGCCGGCGCGAGACCCAACGACCGCGACGCGCACAAGCGCACAGCACUGCACGUGGCAGCCGGAGCGGGUCACGCGGGUAUUGUGAGCGCGCUGGCGAGCGGCGGCGCGGAGUGCGGCGCAGCGGACGCAGCCGGUGAUAGCGCGCUGCACGUGGCGGCGCGCGAGGGCCACGCCGCGGCCGCGCGCGCGCUGCUCGCCGACACCGACAUCGACGCCGCCGCCACCAACCUCAAAGGUCGCAAUCCCCUCCACGAGCUGUGUUGGUGCAAGAAGGACAACGCGGCCACGAUAUGCGAAAUAUUCCUCGAGUUCAUGCCCGACUACCCUAUCAACAGAACUGAUCUACAGGGAAACACCCCGCUACUGCUGGCGUACAUGAACGGGCAGGGCGCCAUGUGUCGCGUACUGGUACGCGCCGGCGCCUGCUUCGCGCACGAGAACAAGGAGGGCAUCUCUAUAUUCAACUAUCAAGUGGCGACGAAGCAGCUCCUGCACCGACUGCUGGACGCGCUGCCGGCGGAGGCGCCGUGGGCCGAGAGCGACCUCUGCCAGGAGUGCGGCACCAAGUUCACGCUCACCAUGCGCAAGCACCACUGCCGGCAUUGUGGCCGAAUGCUGUGCAAACAGUGUUCCAACCAAGACGUACCUAUUCUCAAGUUUGGAAUGAACAAACCACAACGAGUCUGCGAAAUAUGUUUCAACGUAUUACAAGUUGGCGCCAGUUAGUGUUACAUUAACAAGAAAGGAAUACUUAUUCUUGUGAUAAGCAAUUUGAUACUAACACAAUACAGACAGUGAGCCUGUGAACCCCAGACCUUCGUCAUUUCAUAAAAGCUGAAAGAAAGAAAGCUUAUGCUUCUACGGCCUACCAUAAGUAUGGUAGCCAAUUAUGGAGUUUGGAACGUGGUGGCUAUGGGAGGUUGCAGGUUUAAAGGAUCAGAUCCUCGACCCUCUAAGUAUAACUCGGCCCAAACUCCAUAAUUGACUACCGUACCGUACCGUACUGUAUGGUAGGAACAUGAACUGACAAACUUUCAGCUCUUAUAAAAUGACGAAGGUCUGGGAUACACGGGCUCUUAGUCUAUAAGACGUAUCUCUUUAUUAUUAUCAAAGAAAUGUUACGUUUAAAUUUUUAUGACGUAAAUGAUCUUAGUAUGUAUGCGUAAUUGUGAGGCAUUUUGUAUUUUAAUAUUUUGUCACAAAACUAUUUCAAAUAAAGUGUUUUUUUUUAUUUGCUUAUUAAACUAAUUUGGAUUGGACAGUUCGUGUAGAUAUCUCGUAAAUUCAUAGACGACUUACUUAUGUAAUCUAUAGGAAGAUUCUGCAGAAAUAUUAGUGCCUAUAUGUAUGAUAUAAAAGGAAAAUAGUUACUAUGCCAAAGUCAUAGAGUGCUUUUUUAUUUGUCUUGACAUUUAUAGCUUUAAGUUAAAAAUUAUGAUUAUUAUAAGAGUAAGAGAAUGUUUGUUUAUUUGUUUUGAGUAACAAAAAACAUAAUUAUCUUCUAAACAACAGUUUGAAUAGAAAACUCUGUAGGUAGUGAUUGAUAGGCCAAGUUCACUUGCUAUUAUGCUACACAUUAUUUAACAAGAUGCAUUUCUUUUCAUUCCCUCUAGAUUGUUUAAAAAGUGUUUAGUAUUUAAAAUAAGUUAUAUUUUUUUAUAAAUUGUUUGGAAUGGUGUGCCAUUUCAUAUUAUUGUUGUUUCCUUAUGUGGCUAUGGAAAGAAUUUAUUUUUGAUUCAAAAUUUUUAAAUUGUAUGAAAAAUAUAAUUUUAUUAUUAAUG